Molecule: messenger RNA, 3468 nt
Organism: Belonocnema kinseyi
Lineage: Eukaryota; Metazoa; Arthropoda; Insecta; Hymenoptera; Cynipidae
Gene: BHD
Product: triokinase/FMN cyclase
Exons: 18
Coding region: 123-3233 (1036 amino acids)
Biological process (GO): glycerol catabolic process
Cellular component (GO): cytosol
Molecular function (GO): glycerone kinase activity; GTPase activator activity
Source: RefSeq, a predicted model, not a curated record
GUUAGUGUGACAUAACCUAAAAAGACUAUUCAUGUUUUUAUGUCCGACGAAACGGUCAAAACUCCUUAUUACUCUUUUAAAAUAAAUUCUUAUUGCGCGAGAAAUAUUUAACUGAUACAAUAAUGUCGUUGAGAGAUUCGAUCGAGAGAAGAAUAAUAAAGCAAAAACUUUGGAAUGAUUCUGCAUUCUCUGUUGAAGAAAGUCUUCUCGGUAUGGCUAUGGUAAAUCGUGGAUUAAUAGUUUUAGAAGGAUGUCAGGCAAUAUUGCGAAGAGACUAUGAUAAUAUGCCUGACAAAGUGAAAAUAAUAUCUGGAGGUGGGACAGGAAAUGAACCAGCAUUCGCGGGUUUUGUUGGACCUGGAAUGUUAACUGCCUCUAUAUCUGGGAGUGUUUCUUCUUCACCUCCGAGCAAUUCUAUACUAAAACUGAUUGAAGAAAUCGGCACUAAUCACGCACCUGGAGUGCUCAUAAUAAUCGAAAAUCGACCUGGCUACUGUAUAAAUUUUGCAUCAGCUGUAUUACGUGCGGAGAAUAUGAACUUGAAUGUUAAACUAAUCUUUGCUGGGAAUGAAAAGUCUUGGAAAGCUACUGAGCAAUCUGUGAAGAGUUGUGUUCAAUCUAAUAUUUUAUUUAUUCUUAAAAUCGCUGGUGCUAUGGCUGAAGAGGGCAGAACUCUUCACGAAAUGUAUACAGUUUGCAGUAGAGUUGCAACGAGUGGUGAAAUUGCAAGUAUUAAUGUGGGAAUUAAACCAGCUAUUCGAAGUCUUGGUACAUCUAACGAGAUGGAAAUUGGUAAUGGAACUCAUGGAGAAGCGGGCACAUUGAAAAUUCCAUUUUCCUCAUUGAAAAACACAGUGUCAACUUUACUAAAAAUAAUGUUGAAAUUAGAUUCAAUGGAGAGCUCAGAUUGUUUUACAAAAGGACAUCAAAUCGCGGUUAUUGUAAACAAUACUGGUGGCUGCAGUCAAAUGGAGACGAAUAUAUUUGCAAUGCAAGUUUUGCAGCAAUUGUCGAAUAUCGGUUUUGUAAUUGAAAGGGCAUAUGUAGGAACAAUGAUGACUAUUUUGGAUCACAGAGGAUUUCACGUUUCUUUAAUUGACCUCUCUUUAAAUUCAAGCAUACUUAAGUACUUGGAUAAUCAUGUGAAAGUUCCUGCUUGGCCUAGACCUUUCGGUGUGGCAGAUUUAGGAAAUAAUCAGGAAUCUGUAGACUCGAUCAUUACUUCUGGGAGGCAUGUUAAGGAUAAUCCAGAAGAUUUUCAAGUUGAACUAUUGGGACCUUCAAUGAAUGAAAAAUCCGGGCAAGCUUUUUUGACAGUCCUGUCAUUUGCUUGUGAGGCUGUGAUCGCCUGUACAGACCAAUUGGACAUAAUGGAUGAAGAAUUUGGAGAUGGUGAUUGUGGAACGACUUUAGCUGACGGAGCCAAAGCCAUCAAAACUGCAAUCAAGGAACAUCAGAUUUCGGGCAUCAAUCCCUUUGCAACUUUCACAAAAAUGAGUAGAAUCCUCGAAAAGAAAAUGGGAGGAUUACAAGGAGGUCUUUACUCUCUUUUCUUUCAAGCUAUUGCCAAGCUUUUUUCGGAGCAUUCGAAAAAUGAUAACAUAGAUGCGUUUUCGUGGCUUAAAGCUUUUACAAUGGCAAAUCAAACAAUAUCUGAAUUCGGAGGAGUAAAAGAAGGAGAUCGAACGAUGUUAGAUCCUCUUUUAAGUGCUCAAAAAAAAUUAGAGGAUUCCUUAAGUAGAAAGUGCCAUCCGAUUCAAGCAUUUGGAGAAGCAGUGAAAGUUGCUGAAGAAUGUGCUAUUAAAACAAUUAAUUUGCCGGGAUCAUCAAGUAAAAAAUAUAAGUAUCCUGAUCCUGGAGCUCACGCUGUUGGAAUAUGGAUGAGGGCUGCUUAUGAAGAUGACUAUUAUCAAUGCGAAGGGUGUAAUAGCCUGGGUGAUCUAAAAUAUUUGAGCAACGAACAUGAGACAAGAACAUCAUUUCUUUCGGCUCAACAGCCUCUAGUAAUGGACAUUAAAAAUUUACUAAGGCAUGCUUGUAUUAGGAGUUUGAGCUGCGAAGUACAUCCCGGGAAAGAAGGCGUGUGCUACUUUGGAGACGAUAAUAGAGGCCACGUUCUAAGUCACACAUUCACAUUGAAGGAUGCCCAGGCAAGGGGAUUCAGAAGGUGGUGCAGUUUCAUAGUAUUUAUGCGAGACAAACAGUUUCUCCUGAAUAUGUGGCCCUUUCUGAUAGACAAUUUGAAGGAAGUCAUUCGAGAAUUGCAAGAUUAUGCGGAGAGAAACUACAACAAAGAAGAAGCACAUUGUCCACAGAGAGCUGUUCGUAUUUCCAACGCUAAUAAUGGGCCAAGUUCACAGUCGAAUUCGAACAAACAUCCUAGAGCUCUCAGCGAAAUCACUAACGAAAAACACGUUUAUGUUAGAAUUCAUAUGUGGCUCGUGUGGAUUUUAAGCGCAGGUGCGAGACACUUUGUGGAAAUUUUACCCUUUAGUUUGGUGGACGAAGAGAUCAGUUUCAAGUUUGGACCUCAUAUAGAAACUCCUAUUGGUUACAUGUUGUUCAACGCAAAGUCCCCCGUCACUUUGAAUUUGGACCUGGAUGUUCCCGAGUUCGACGAGGUUUCCAACACAUCCCCAACAUCAGUUUUACGCGAUUUAAGAAAAGCUCUAGGAAGAGAGCAGUUUCGUCAAGUUUUAUUCGCUGUGCUUACUGGAGUUCAAGUAUUAGUGAGGGGUCCGAAAGCAUCCACUCUCGAAUCUUUAUAUAGUCUUUGCUCUCUCGUACCCAGAGCGUGUCGAAGGGUGAAAACUCAGGCUGUUCAGUACCUGGAUUCUAGUAUAUGUAAUUUUAUUGGGGUAGAUACGACAGUGGCAGUUCCGUUGCCCUGUGCUGAUGUCUGCAGACUAGAUAUAAUUCCCCCCGAGCACAGGACAGAAAAUUCGCCGUCACACGUAAUUCGAUGGACAGGAGUUUUGCCCCAAAAGCUUCCAACUCUCCUGGCAAAACUGGAAAAGUCGAUCGAAAACGAGAAGCUCGUCGACUCCGUCUUAAGAUCCCAUUUUGCGGCUCUUCAAGAAGAAUGGGCUAACAUCGCGAAAGUACUCCACGCGAUGCGAGGCCGUGGAUGCAGGGGAGAUCUUCCAGGUUUAAUGGUAAGCUUAGGAGCAGGACCACAGGAUCAGAAAUUAUUGGACGUGUGGUCGAUGGGUUUGCCCUCUAAUCCUGCGUGAUUUGCAAAUCAAUUUUUUUACUCUGUACAGUCAUGGUUGUGUUUUCGAUUUUUUUUUAGAUUAGUGUAAUCUAACGAAAGCAGAUUUAUAUUUGUAUCAUUCGAAGAAUUGAGCUACUUGUUAAACAAUUUAUAAGAAGCUUUUGAAACUUUAUGGUUUUCUGUAGAGGUGUAUUUUUAUUAUAGAGUACAAAAACUUACGGGAUUUUGAGUGUCGAAGAAAGGCGAAAAAAAAA